Epithele typhae is the source of this 3186-nucleotide messenger RNA. RefSeq lists its product as uncharacterized. Gene Ontology annotation, molecular function: protein binding. The record is from RefSeq and is a predicted model, not a curated record. The coding region runs from base 1 to 3186 and encodes 1061 amino acids. NCBI's taxonomy places the organism in Eukaryota, Fungi, Basidiomycota, Agaricomycetes, Polyporales, Epitheliaceae. The transcript has 10 exons.
AUGUCUCGAGCGGGACUGGCGCGGUCUGCGCGAUUCUACUUUGAGCACGGAAUCGACCUGUCGCGAUUUCCAGCCCACGCCCUCGCCCUCGCCCCGCCCAAUGACGUCAGGAAGCGGAUAGAGAUCACACCCGCCGGCAACGAAGAGGAUACACAUUGCGACUUUGUGAUCACCUCGGGGGGUAUCUGCCCCACGCAUGACGAUGCUCCUCCCCCCGUCUCGUUCCGGCAAUCUCUGAACUCGGCGCACGCGCGGACAUCACCUACGCCUCCAGCGCUUGCCGCCCCGUUCGACCAGCCGCUCGAGCACCGCCAGAAGACGCUCCGGUGCUCUACAUCGCCCCGGACGCCUGGAUGGUGCCUGCCUUCGCGCGGCGACGGUCGUGUCCGCGCCCUGGCUAACCUCGAGGGCAUCCCGGGCGUCUUCCCGGGCAUCCCGAAGCUGUUCGAGCGAAUUCUCGCCGGCCUCGCCACGCUCCUGCUGCUCCUGCCGCCGAGCGAACGGCUGUUCCGGCAGCAGAUCUUCACUGCGUGCGAUGCCCGAGUCGUCGAUCGCGCCGUACCUCCGAUCACUGAGCUCCGGGCGCAGACGAAGGCGGAGGGCGUCCGCAAGGGCGGACUGGGGAGCAAGAUUGCCAAGGAGGUUGUGGAGGGGCUCGAGGGGCGGUUCGUGAGCGAGGAGAAGGCGCGGAAGGAGAAGGCGGAUCCCUCCUCGAUCGCACUCAGCUCCCCCGAUGGAAUCCUUGACCCUACCUAUCGAAGUAACGGAAGAAAUACUAGACCAACUGCAAGCCCAGGACCACCUGUGGGCCCUUCCAAUCUGCGCAAGGGUCUGCAGCGCUUGGCUCCCGAGGUGCCGCUUCUUGAUCUGGCACCGAGUAACAGUCUCGAGCCCCCGCUCGCUGGACUCCGUCCGUGCCGCGCUCGAGCGCACACCCAUCCUGUGCUCGCUCGGAAUUAUGAGCAGUAUCCCCACGCCGCUCCCGCUGUCCUCCUUCCGUAUCUCGCCCAUAUCAAAACCUGGGAGUUCUCCGGAGACCUCAACAUCCGCGGGAACCUAGGAAGACACUUCCUAGGCUCCCUCAGACGCUACAACAAGACCAAGAGGAUCGUUUUCGACGACUGCAGUAGGUUCGUUUCCACCCUGGACGUCGCACGCCUGGCCUGCGGGUUUCCCGGCCUCGAGGAGCUUCGCCUCGUUGAUACCCCUAUCAGCAUGGAGCGGUCGCUCAUCACCACCACAAAUCGGAUGUGCAGUCGGCUGAAAAGGAUCGCGGUGAGAUUCUACAUGGUGAACCACAAGGUACUGCUCGAUGCUCAAUGCACCCUCUCACAGCUUGCACCCACUGGGUUAGGCUUCGGACCGGCGCCUGGACUAGGAGGAUUGCUCACAAUCAACGCAGCUACACUCGUGCAUCUCACUCUGGGUACCCAAUUUGCUCUGGCUGGAGAAGUCACCUUCACAGACUUCUCGGUACUCGUACAUCUCACCGUGAGGCUGGAGUUAGACGACGUCUCAGUUUUACAGUCGAUGCUAUCUCUCCUGCAAUUCUCCUUCGCAGAAAAACAACUUCCACGAUCCCUGCGCUCUAUGGACUUGCUGCUUAGACCGUCUGCCCUACAUUGGCUCAGUACCGAGCAAGUAUCACGUUUCGCAGAGAUGAGUUCCACUUUCUCCCAACUCGUGCGCCAUCACGAGUCUCUCAGGGUGAAUGGAAUUACCUGCGUAGUAGAAGACGCAAUGAAAAACCACGUGGACAGAUGGAGGGCACUGUUGGAACAGGUUUUCCCAUCAUUACAUGAGCAAGGACUGCUACGAAUUGUGUUCAAGUACCCUCUUUCCCACCACAAUCAAUCGUAUGGGCACGCAUGGCCCAUUCGCCAGCUGACUUUCUCCUCUGAUGGCAAGUGGGCAGCCAGCGAAGCGGCGAGUCCCAGCCUGAGGCAACGCCGACUCCAUAAUGGAAUCAAAUACCUCGGAUCGGUGAUCAUCUGGGACGUUGGCUCUGGAGAUCCGGUGAUGGAGCACUGGUACCCAAUACUCGACUCUGAACACCUCAUGUACGCCGUCGGACGUGGGCUAACGCUCUCCUUCGCUCCUUCAUGCACCCGUUUGAUGCACGCCCCCUCGGGUCAGCUAAACAUAUUCAAGCUUCCUGGCCUGCUCCAUCAUAACGGUCGUCCUGAGAUAUUGGCAAGAAAAGACUUGGGAUACGGAGACACUCUCAAAGCUAUCUGGUCGCCCGACGAAGCACACGUCGUUGUCCUGGCGGGAAAUAGAGGGGAUGUCCACAUCUUUGAGUCCGAUACUGCAAAGCACAUCCGCAGGCUCAGAUUACCUGAAACCCUGUUUCUCACUGUAAAAGACGACUUCAAGGUUUUCGGGGGGACCCUAUCAGCGUCCCCAAAAGGCCGCCACAUCCUCGUUCACAUCCUCGUUUGGGAAUCUGACCGCCAAUAUAAAGACUUCACUGUCGUUUGGGAUCUGGACACCGAAACGUCCCGUCCUCAUUUCGUCCAACUCCACGGCCCGCAUGUCCUCCACGAUGCCUUGCACAGCGUCGCGCUGCGUUGUACUAAUCCGGAGGACGACGAUUAUAGUGUCCUCGGGCUCACGUUCUCCAACAACCUCCUGAUCUCCGGAACAGCCGACGACGCUGUGAGCGGAGAUCACUGCUCGCAGAUAUUCGCAGGCUCCCCGGUGAUAGCCCUGUCCUCUGACGGCACCCGGGCCCUGCUCGAAGACCCGGACGUUUCGGACUCAUUCGCCCAGCCAACUCUCCGUGUCGAGAACACCGCCACGGGCGUCCACAGACGACUACCGAAAACGUGCCAUCGCACCACGUGGGACAUGUAUCCCUCGCGCGACACCGCGCUCUCCACCACCGCCGCGUUCAUCCCUCUGCACCCGCAACCCCACGACGAGAGACCCACGCGCCUGUGGCUCUGGCCCCGCCACGACGAGAGACCCACCGCGCACUGGUGGUACUGGAGCACGCGAGACGGCCGCACGCGCCGCCUGCGGCGCCUCGACACUCACUUGUCUGAGCUGGUCGCGUUCACCGACGACGGGUCGGUCGUGGGCAGCGCGGGGUGUUGCGGGGUGGUGUCCUUCCACCGCACCGAGGACGUCCAGCUUGCCACAGACGAGCUGGACACCGAUGAUGGCCCCGCCCGUAGCCACUGA